AUGAGUUUGAAACCUCACUUUGGCGUACUUCGAAAAGCUGCCGUGCGCCGUGAUAUCAAAAUCAGAGAGAAAGUCGCAGAGAGCGAACUUGUUCGGCAAGCAUACCGUUAUAUCAUUCGUAAUGAAACUCUAUCUCCGCGGCUUCGUCGGCAAGCACAACUGAAUUUGAAUUCUUUCGAUAUCCACUCCCGUCCUACCUCAAUAAGAAAUAGAUGUUCAGAAACGGGGAGAGCGAGAGGCGUUUUUAGAGAGCAUAGGUUGUGUAGGUUCCAAUUUAGGCUUAAGGCUUUGAGCGGGUUAUUGCCUGGUGUUAAAAAGGCAGUAUGGUGA
Messenger RNA from Paraglomus occultum, 330 nucleotides. The record is from the annotation of a GenBank genome assembly. Lineage: Eukaryota; Fungi; Glomeromycota; Glomeromycetes; Paraglomerales; Paraglomeraceae.